GUGAGGGAUCAUUCUUACCUGUUGUGCUUCUCAAAUGUAAGGGAAGGAGAGACCACCGUCCCGCCCUACUUGUGAAAGACCGCUCUGAAGAGACACCAGUUGCUGCAGAAACCCAACCAUGCAUCGUGGAGAGCUGUUUUUGCUGCUCUGUGUUUUCUCUGUUGGAAGUGCCUCAAGAAGUUGCAUCCGACGCCAUCAAAUUCACACACUAGAAGGAGAGCCCUUUUAUCUGAAGCACUGCGGCAUAACUUCAUCUGAGCACAAGAACGAAACAGCUGCCAUAAGAUGGUUCCGAGUCCAUGCUUCCCAUGGAUAUGUAGAGCUGAAUACUCAAAGCUCACCCAGAAUUACUUUGCAAAGUCACUAUUUGGAGUUCUGGCCAGUGGAGCUGGAAGACAAUGGAACGUACUUCUCCCAAGUGGGAAAUGAUCAUCAAACUUGGACCCUAAUUGUCAUUAAAAGAAAUGAACACAGCUGCUUUUCUGAAAAACUUGUGAUAAACAAAAACGUGGAAGUCAAGAAAUCUUUGCUUAUAAAAUGUGAAAAUUCUAGCUACAGUGAACUGAUCAACCACACUUCAUUGUAUAAGAACUGUAAGGAAAUAGUCUUACAGGGACUAUUACGAGGGAUCCAGAAGGAUGCUGAGUUUGAAGAUGGGGGUUAUUACACUUGCGUGCAUUCUGUCCACCAUAAUGGGAAACAGUACAACCUCACCAAGACCUACAAUAUAACCAUUAUCGAAGGGAACAGCAAAAUCACUCCAGCUAUUUUGGGACGAAAGUUUGACACUGUUGAAGUAGAUCUAGGAGAAGAGGUGGAACUUAACUGCACCGCUUUACUGAAUAAAAAUGACCUGUUUUAUUGGAGCAUCAGGAAAGAAGACAGGUCAAACCCUAAUGUGCACGAAGAUACGAACAUGACCACCUGGACUUCUGAGGGCAAACUGCAUGCCUUUAAAAAACUGACAUUUCGGAAUGUUGCUGAAACGAAUCUCAAUGUUUUAUACAAUUGCACGGUGACCAAUGAGGAAGCCACAGACACCAAAAGCUUCAUGUUGGUGAGAAAAGAAAUGGCUGAUAUCCCGGGCCAUGUCUUUAUGAGAGGAAUCAUCAUGGCAGUGUUCAUCUCUGUGGCAGUAGUGUGUGUGGUGAUUUUGUGUGUCAUUUAUAAAGUCGACUUGGUUCUGUUCUAUAGACGCUUGGCGGAAAGAGAUGAGACAUUAACAGAUGGCAAAACAUACGACGCCUUUGUGUCUUAUCUGAAGGAGUGUCGGCCUGACAACGGAGAAGAACACACUUUCGCUGUGGAGACGCUACCCGGGGUCCUGGAGAAACAAUUUGGGUACAAGCUGUGCAUAUUUGAAAGGGAUGUGGUACCCGGUGGAGCUGUUGUUGAUGAGAUCCAGUCACUGAUAGAGAAGAGCCGGAGGCUAAUCAUCGUCCUCAGCAAAAGUUACCUGACCAAUGAAACCAGGCUCGAACUGGAGAGCGGACUCCACGAAGCACUGGUGGAGAGGAAGAUUAAGAUCAUCUUAAUCGAGUUUACUCCGGCCGGCAGCUUCACGUUUCUGCCCCCGUCCCUGAAGCUCCUGAAGCCCUGCAGGGUUCUGAAAUGGCAGGCUGACAAAUCGCUUCCUUACAACUCGAGGUUCUGGAAGAAUCUUCUUUACCUGAUGCCCGCAAAGGCCAUCAAGCCGUGGAGAGACGAAGCCGAAGCUUUGCCCGUUCUUUCAACACCUUGA
Messenger RNA from Microtus ochrogaster (prairie vole), 1741 nucleotides. It is a transcript of the gene Il18r1, whose product is annotated as interleukin 18 receptor 1. Lineage: Eukaryota; Metazoa; Chordata; Mammalia; Rodentia; Cricetidae. Gene Ontology annotation, molecular function: interleukin-18 binding; interleukin-18 receptor activity. The record is from RefSeq and is a predicted model, not a curated record. Gene Ontology annotation, biological process: interleukin-18-mediated signaling pathway; positive regulation of type II interferon production.